This is a messenger RNA of Volvox carteri f. nagariensis, 8346 nucleotides long. RefSeq lists its product as uncharacterized. The annotation marks the transcript as partial. The transcript is spliced from 10 exons. The record is from RefSeq and is a predicted model, not a curated record. Lineage: Eukaryota; Viridiplantae; Chlorophyta; Chlorophyceae; Chlamydomonadales; Volvocaceae.
GUUGUUGCCCGAACAUCGCCGUAUCCGCUACGAUCUCGGCUAAGCGAUUCGGCUCGUGAUGGGCCUAGUAACGGCCGGGGGGAAAAUGGCACGCCUCAAAGCUCGCAAGCCCUCAAGAUCGUUGUUAAGAAAAAACGCGUUAGCGGUGCAUGCACGCCGAGGCUGUCAGAGCAGAAGAUGUACAACUUAGCGAGGGCGGAGCCGUCUCCGGCACGCCAUGCAGGUCACGCAGUGUACACGGGUGUCUUGGCGAGCAGCCUUGAGCCUAGGGACUUGCUGGACAAGCAGCAGCAGCAGCUAUCGACGCAUGACAGGCGUGAGGCGCCGAAUGAGGGUACCGAUGCAAGGCAGCCCAGUACUGAGGCAGCCGGCGCGGUGCAUGGUGCCAUGCUCAGGCGGCGGCGGUACAGUGGCGGUGCUGAGCGCGGCCAGCUUGCCCUGCUGGCCCGUGCACUCGUCAAUCCCGCAGACGCCAAGGCUGGCCGUGUUGGCAGUCCAGGAUCAGCGCAACAGCAGCUGCAUUCAAUGUUGGGUCCCGAUGAUAGGGGUUCUAUUGGCAUCCAGGUCGCGGAGAACGGAGGGCCGACGUGGCGGGACGGGGCUGGCGCCCCGUAUGCGGCGGCAAUAAACGAGGGCGAUGAUGUUAGCAUGGCAGAGCUGAAUGAGUGUCUGGCAACGGGUUCGGCAAAGAUCCAGGCUGAGUUGCCGACAGCUGGAGCGAAUGCAGGGGCGCCGUUGCCAGCCUCAGGCACGCCAGCGGCGUCUUGGAAGUUGGGCGGCAGCAGCUCACGCCUGGCCUCCAGGGCAGCAUCAGCCUCGACGUUACGCACACCGGGGGGGCGCUGCGGCGGCGCGGGCAGCAACCAGCAGCAGCGGCGUCUGUUGCGAUGCAACUCGCCAAUGGACUUGUGCCAGGCAGUCCAGAGCGCGCAAGCCAGGGCCGAAGUCCAUGCUGGGUGCGAUGUACGGAAGGAACAGCACGGCCCAGCAGUAGGAGCCGGGGCUGCAGGCUCGUUAUCCGAGCCCGUGGCAACGCCGACCCAGGAGACCACCUCGGCCGCAGCGAUGCGGCGCUGUCUACAUACGCGCGUCCGACUGCAGCGGUCGGAGCCAUCCUCCGGGAAGGAUGGCAAGGCGUUACCGAAGUCGCGAGCAGGCAGCGAGAAGGAGAAGGGCACUGCGGAACUUACGGCUGACGGGAAAGAGCCGUACAGCUCCAGUGGCGACGGGAUGAGUUUAACUGAUGGAUGCAUGGCAGCUUCCGGUAAGGAGCGCUCCCGCGCCGUUUCACGUCUGAAUCCGGCGCGUCCUUUGGACUCGCAGCCGCAGCCCGGGGACCUUGCGCCGCGUUGCCAAAAUACACGUGCUGCUGAUGUCAGCGCUGCAGGGUCUGCGGAAGGCGCUGUGGUGCCGCUGCGCACUGAAACGAACGGAAGCGGAAGCGGCGUCGCGCAACGCGCGUCUGUCGCACUUUUUGAACCUGUUGUCUCGGAGCCACCCACGAAGGUGGCCAUGGGGGUUGCUGCCAUGGCUGUAGCGAAACUGGCGGCAGCUCAACCAGACUUGCAGUCGCCUACACCGAGCUUGACGGGUAUCGAUCCUUGGAUUACUGUUGCCAAGCUUGCAGCUCGCGCGGCAUCCGUCACCUGUGAUGUUAGGCCGCAGCAGCAGCCCGAACAGCCUGGCGAAAACGGAGGUCAGGAGGCAAAGGAGACAGGGACUAGCGGUGCUGAUGUCGUGGUAUCCGCGCAUGUGGACAUAUUCUCCGGUGGGACGGGCUCUGGUAGGGCAGCUGAACAGCGCGAGGGUGGGGGAGAGGCACCAGCAGCCGCGGCAAUUACCGUGCAGCUCAGCACUGGCGACGAGGAAGAUACGCGCGAAUUAUUGUUUGAAGGCAGUGAGGAGGAGCAGCAGCUGGCCACAACUGGGCCUGGGACCGCGCGGCCUAAUGCGACCAGAGAGAGGACCAAGCUUGAGGGGUCAUUGCCGGGGAGACAUGCGCGCAAUUUGACCCGUAGGGGGCGGGGGAAGGUCAGGGGUAGAGGCCGACGGUCGUUGUCUUCUGUUUGUGCCGCCGAGACUGUCACCACAAGCGGCAGGAUGAACCGAGGCAAGGCAGAAGUAGCAGCGACGGCAAAGGGCGCUGAUUGCAUCACUCCAGGCGCGCUCCGUGCUGCCUUUCGGGCGGAUUCCGCCAGCGGGGAUGAUUCUUCUCCUGAUGUGCCGAUCGGCAAACUGGUGGAAGCGGCCGCGGCUGCAGCUGCGGCAGGCGCGGCGGACGCUGCAGUCGUUACCCGACGGUUGUGUCCGCCGUCGUCGGGCGGGCUGAAGAAGGUCGUCCCUGCAAGUGCUGCCGUCACUGCAGUGACGCCAGUGGCUUCCAAGCGCGCGACGAGGGAUGCGAGUGCUGCCCUUGAUGCCGGCAACAACCUGGCGGCGCGAAUAUCCGUAUUUGCCGAUUCGCCCUCUGCAGUGCCCGAUUCGGAGGACCUGCCGAUUGGACAGCUCGUGGCAGCAGCAGCGGCGGCUGCAGCCGCAGCAGGCACCGGAACAACUAGGUCGCCAGGGUCAUCACCCAGUGCGGGUGCACAUGGCAGUAGGGAGGGGGGAGUGGAUAACGCCGGCGAGGGAGCCCCGGGCGCGGACCCCAUUCCUAUCGUCAAGUGCGCUGGUGCCUUGCAGCAGGGACAAAGGCGGGGGCAGUCCAAGGUUUCAGACAACGCGUCAGGGGUUGCGCCGACCCCCGCAGCUGAAGUGGCGGCGGCAACGGCGGCGGUUACUAGUGUUUCAGUUGGUGGUAACACAACGGCGACCAAACACGAGGCACGUCGGAAGCGGAAGCGUCGGUCCAGUACAUCAUUGGGGCUGAGCAGCGGAGGGUCCGCGGAGUUGCACCCCGCAGACAGAGCGGCACGGGGAGCUGCAGAAGGGCUUCCACGAGGCGGUACCGAUGGGGCACCUGGCAGCGACAUCGCCGCCGUGUCCAGCGUCCCAAUCGCGUCGGAGCCAUGUCAGGGAUGCAGUACGGACCAUUUGGGGCUAGCUGCCGGCAUCAAGCAGGGCAGUCAGCAGCCCGUCACCACCGCCGCUGCUUCAAGCGCGGAUGCGGGGACGGAGGAAGCGCGCGGGGUUGCUACAUCCGGACAGGAGCUGGCGUCUACAGUGGCUUCGCAGCAGCCGCAGUUGGCAUCAGCCGUCGCCGGGGGCAGCAAGGUCCAGCUCGCGAACCUGUGGAAGCGCCAACGGGUGAUGGGCAGCAUGCCUCAGUCGGUUACGCGGGUAGGCGGCGCGCGGCCGGGCUCAGGUAGGAUGGAAGCCAAACUCCGCCCACAAGCAGGUGCUGCAUGCGAGGGCGCGACGCACACGUUGCGUGCUGACGUGCAGCAGCAAGAGCUGCAAGAGCCGCAGUCGGAGCUUGGCCAUGCCGGUCAUGGCGCCCAAGGGCCUAGAAGCGAACAUCCGUGUCAGUCUGCGGUUGCUCCCGCUGCUGGAAAGGGUUCAGCAGUUCAGCAGGAGAAGAAUGGUGGUGAUGGCGUGGAGCAGAAUGUGGGUUGCGAGGCGGCGCACGGUGAGACGGUUGGGAAACCGCAGUAUGCUGACGUGGAAAUGGUAGAGCCGGUGUAUGAGACCGAGAGUUAUUCUUGCGGGGUUAAGGAGCAGGAGCAGCAGCGGCUCUGCCUUAGCGAGCUCCUCCCUUCAGAGGCGUCUGCCGGAAGGAAUCAGGGAGUGGACACGGUCCAAGGUGUUAUCGUCAGCGCCUCAUCCGGAAAUUCGGCUGACCCCGAAGACGGAGGAAGCGAUCGGACUGCUGGCUAUGAAGAUGGCGCCUGCGCACAACCCGCAGCAGCAGUUGCUGCUGUCAAUCGCGUUCACAUCCGCAGCGUGUGGAAACGUCCGCGUCUUGCGGAGGCUUCGCGGCCAGUAUCCUCGGCCGGGGGAGGCAGACUCACGGGUCGGCGAGCGUUGCUAGGGUCAUCAUUGCAGCGGCCGGCCGGAGCCACGGCGGCGCCGGUGCAGGCGAGCACUGCUGCCGCCCUCCCUGGCCGUGUACAGGCCGGUCCGGAGGAUGACACGGGGCCGGCCGUGUUGGCAGACCAACCCUCCGCCGUUGCUGACGGCGAGUGUGAGGUCCGCUUGCAGCAGCAGGCGCAGCAGCCCAAAGCAGCAGCUGACAGUGACAGUGCCGGCGGAGACGGCAGUCAGGAUGGUAAUGGCGGCCAUCAUCGCUUCAGCGGCAACGUCGGCCUGACACCCGUGGAGGAGGGCAAGAGGGAUGCAGAUCAGAAGAACCGCACCGGGCCGUUGGCAGUAUCAGCCGUGGCGGUGGCGGCAGGACUGACCACGGCGAUGGCUACAUCUGCUAUCAACGUAAGGGGAGAUGCCCUGCAUCAUACACCUCCAAGGAUGCUGCGCGGAGGGCCCCUGGUUACCGCUCCAAGCCCGAGGAUAUCCGCCUUGGGCGUGAUUGGGAAGCCACCUCGGAGUCCAUGUGACCUGCGGGCUGCGGCUACUGCGGUGCCGCCGUCGCCGCGCCUGCUCCCAUCACCAUCGCCCUCGUCAUGCGAAGUCGCAUGUCGAGCGGGGCACCGUUUGCGGGAUCCGUCGCUCCACCCUGCGGCCCUUCCGGGUGGCGCCGGCAUGUCGCCCAUUCAGCCGUUGCUGUCAAGGCUGCAGGCGGCCGCGGUGCCGUCGCCGUUGGCCCAUGCCGGCACUGGGUCGCGGUUGCGGCCUCCGCCCGUGCCCAUGUCACCCUUAUCCGGGUCCACAGCGGCGGCGGCCGCCAUUUUGGCAGCAGCGGACGCACCGCUGGCCCCGUCGCCGGCGCCGGACGCACGAGCGCCUUCACCGUUGGCCCUCUUAAGCAAUGCUAGCAAGCGGAUGGUCGCGUCGGCGGCCGAGGCCUCGUUUCUACAGCCCCUCGCGCCCAUCCGGACGAAGGCCCUGCAGCCUGCCGCCGCCACCGGCGGCGCCGCGUCGGGCGUGAAGCGAAGUGUUGUACAGGCUGUUGAGGCGCUGCUGUCCAUUCCGCUGCUAGGGAACGAUGAUGACAGCUCGCCGAGCGGCACAGGCGAUGCUGAUGCCGCCGUUGCCGCUUCUGCAGCAAUUACGGUUGUUGGCGCUGAAGCCGAUGACACCGUGCGGGAUGGGACAGCACCCACGACAGGAGCAGCGGCUUCCGACGGCGCUAUGUCUCCAGGUGGUAUGGCGUGCCGGCUGGAGCGGCUGCUUGACGCAGCCUCCUGUGAGGCCAGGGGGCCAUCAUCUGUGGCCGCAGAAGUACACGGAUCGGAGAACCAGCAUGCAGCGGGGCCGCCCUCGGCAUUUGCUCUGUUGGUCGACGUUGCAGCUGCGCAGAGCGGCGGAGAGGACGCAAAGGCAAACGGCAAACACGGGGCCAAGGAAACGCCGUGUGGGUCUUGCACGGCCUCGGCCUCAGGCGGGGCCUGCAAGCAGGCGGGAUCUAGUGACCCGCUGUCGGAGGGUCCUAAGCCCCUGCGCAGCGCCCUGCGGGGCGUGCAGCCUUUCUUCUCCGCUCCGGGGCUCUGGGCUGCGGGCCAUAUUGCUCGGUCACCCCCGCAGAUGGUGCUCCACGGUGGCGCCGCCGUGGUGGCGGCGGCGGCGACGACAGGCCCAAACGGCGGCGGUGGUGCUGUGUGCUCGUUGGUUUGUGAGGAGCGACUGGACUUGUUCCAUGGUAAGGCGGCAUCGCCGUUGCCGCCGCGGCCGCGGCCCUCUAGCAAGCAGCCCAAGGCACCACCCACGGAUUCUCGCUCAGUGCCUGGCAUCACUAGGCAUGGCCUGGUGUUCCAGCCCUGCAUGGCUCGGUCUCCAACAAGCCGUCUCUCGCCCAGCAAGGCAACCACUCUGGUGAUUGGUGGACAGGCUGAGUCGCCUGUUGCCGGGUCGCUGCGGCCGACGGACGGCUUCAGCACUCCACCGUGCGGGACGAGCAAGUCCCGGCAUGGGGGCGCCACCGGCAGCGCCUCUGGCUGGCACAGGGCCGGCGACGGAGUGUCGUCGCUGUAUCCGGGGCAUCAGUACGACAGCAUGAUUGAGGAUGUCGUACAGCAAAUUUUGAACGAAGCCAGUCCUGAGUUGCCGCCGUCUCUGGAGCUCACGUUGGCGGCAGCGCCGAUGACUACGUCGGUGGCGGCGGCAGGAGGCGUCACGCGGGAAGGCGUCACCGGAGUCGUGGCCCGUCAUGCGCCGGCGAUGCUGGCGUCUGGAGACGAGAACGAGCCGCAGGCUGUGAACGGCGUGGCACCUUCGCUGGUGGCGGCGGCGCCGCCGGCGACAGGAGUUCUCUCUCUACAGCAUCAAUUACAGCAACAGACGCCACCGCUACCGAGGUCUACUUCUUUGACAGGGCCAGCCGGUAAGCGGCGGCGGUCGGGGGACGUGGAGGAUUUCGGCGGGGCCGAUGCUGGCGGCGAAGAAGGCACCACCACCGCUGCAUUAGGUGAAGCGGAGCAGCGCCCAGAGGCCCAGGCACAGCCGGUGGGGCUGGUGGGCCACCGCCGCCGGCCACGGAAAGCGGCUCGCGUCGACGGGGGGCCCAGCAGCGUCGCUGCUGCCGCCGCCGCGGCAGCAGUAGCGGCAGUCGCUGUCAACGACAAGCAGACCUUGGACGAGCUGUCGAACCUCGACUCUGAUGACUCGGAUGACGACGUGCUCGAUUGCUACUCCAGGGGUGGCGCCGCCUCCAGCGGCGCUGGUGGAGGUCCGGGCAGGGGCGUGGCUGGCCAAGCUAGGACCCAAGGGGCCCAGCGCGGAGUUGGGGGAGGGCCAGGCAGGGGCCCAGGGUUCAUGUUCGCAGGCAGACUGCUGCCGUACGGGCCUCCCUGCGGCGGCAACUGGAUGAAGCCGGGUCUGGCAUGGAGCCGUACAGCAGGCGGGGCGCCGCCUCCAGUGCAGCCUUUUAUGGGUCCAGCGCGUCCCUCACCGCAGCUCAGAGCCGGCGGUCCUUCCGCUGCUACUGCCGCGGGGGCGUCGCGUCCGUCGCCUCCUGUUGCGCCACUCGGCAGCGGCGCUGGUGGGGCGCGGCUGGCGACGGCUGCGACGCCCCCGCCGCCGCCGUCGAUGCCUGCGUGCCUGGACAACCCGGCGCUACCUGGAGAGGGCUUGCUGGAUGUCCCACGUACGCUGAGCAUGCCGCGUAGUACUGUGCCAUCUCGUCGACAGAACACCUACCUGAGCGCCGCUGCGGACGCCAGCAGCGCGAGGCCCACCCUGGAGCAGGAGUAUCGGGAGGCCCUCAUCAACCUGAGGCUAGCACAGGCCUGGGCAGCCGGGGAGAGGUGGGCGCGAUGCGACCUGGCAGGGCUGCCGGCGGACGUCUCGAAGCGUGGUGUGACGGAGCGGCUGGCCGUGUUGGAUAUCGCCUCCUCCAAGCUGAACUGCUACCGGGGAGCGGAGGGUGCCACAAAGGUCAUGGCCAAGGUGGAAGAGGAGUGGGAGCAUCUCAGGCGCAUCCGAAUGGCAGCAGCCUCGCGUUCCACAGUCCGCACUCCCUCGGGCACCACACCCUCUCCGGCACCUGGAGGACAUCACUCAUUACGGGGAGGAGCCUCUUACGCCCGGGUCCCGCACACGCCACUCCCGUUCGCAGCGCACGCGCACGCCGCUGCCGCCGCCUUAGCAGCAGCAGUGCCAGCGCCAGCGCCAGCAGGUCCGCACAGUUUGGCGGCAGCUGGCACGCAGCAGGGCGGGCCGGAGGACAUGACUGUCCCCGCUGCCGCUACACCGCCGUCGGAACCAGCGGCGGUGGCGGCUGUAGCGCCGCUUGCUCUUGGACAUUCACAUGCCAUGCAGGGGGAAAAGACAAAGGCUGCUCCGCAGCAAGAUGACCAGCAGCGGCAGCACCGCCAUAACUCGCAUGCGAGCCCAUUGACGCAUCCGAACCACCGCAAUGUCGCUGGCUGUGGCGGCGGUUUCGAUCGGCCUUUCGCUGCAACGCCGCCGCCAGCGGCAGCUGGCACCGGCCUCUUUGGUAGUGACGGCGUCGCCGGCGGCAACGGAGGAGACGCAAGCGCACUGUUGAUGCAUCGCCUCAACCCGCAGCAGCUGCAACUGACCCCGCCGGCCAGCAUCCUGAAGACCGUCCCUACGCCGUACACAGCGCCGGUGCUCACAGCUUCCACGCCCAGCGGCGCUACGGGCGGCAAGAAGGCGGUCAAGUUCGCGGCGGUUCUUGAGCUGGGGCCGCAGUCCGGGUACCGCCACACGAAGCGACCGGCGCCGCCUCCGAGGCCGUCAUUCGACUUGACGAUCCAAAGCCAGUCUGAGCUCCAGCCACAGGAGGAACAGGAGCAGGGGCAGCCGUCAAAGCUGGAGCAGCAGCAGUAG